AUGUCGGCAACGGAUUCGAUUUCGGAUACAUUUUAUAAUGAUUAUUUGUUACCAUUUGUAUAUCAUGCAAAUGCGACAGCACAAAGAAAUGAAUUGAUCGCUCCCUUAAUUAAAGAAGCUUCAGUUAAUACAAUUUUAUUUUUAAGUGUUGGUUUUGCAGUUUUGGUCAUACUGUUAUCUUAUGCUGUUAAAUCAAUUCUCUAUGUUAGACGUCAACCAAAUGAACCGCCAAUUGUACCUUAUUGGAUUCCUAUGCUUGGUUCGGCUGUAACUAUGGGAAGAGAUCCGAUUAAAUUUUACAGAAAAUAUCAACAAAAGUAUGGAAAUUAUUUUACAUUUAUAUUACUAGGUAGAAGAAUGGUAACGUGUUUAGGAACUGAAGGAAAUAAUUUUGUAUUUAAUGCGAAAUUAGCAAAUGCAUCGGCUGAAGACGCUUACAAAUCUUUAACUGUGCCCGUAUUUGGCAAAGGAGUUGUAUAUGAUGUACAUAAUUCAGUACUUAUGGAACAAAAAAAAUUUGUUAAAUCUGGAUUAUCUAAUGAAAAUUUAAAGGCAUAUGUACCAAUGAUUGAAAUGGAAACUAAAAAUUAUUUUUCAAGAUGGAAUAAAACAUCAGAUAUUCAAGAUAUCCAUAAAGCAACAGCUGAAUUAAUUAUCAUGACAGCAUCUAGGUGUUUGUUGGGUGAUGAAGUUCGCUCAAAAUUAGAUGAAUCAUUCGCUCAAAUCUUUCAUGAUUUGGAUGGUGGAUUUAAACCAAUUAAUUUCUUGUUUGAAGAUUUACCGCUUCAAUCAAAUAAAUUAAGAGAUAUAGCUCAUGUUAAAAUGCGUCAUUUCUUCAUGAAUAUCAUGAAAGAUCGUCGAGAAAAAGGAGUUACGGAUCGUACGGAUAUUAUGCAAUAUUUAACAACCAAUUGUCAAUACAAGAACGGCAGAAAAUUGUCUGAUGAAGAAUCGGCUCAUAUCAUGAUCGCAAUGUUAAUGGCAGGACAACAUACUUCAUCCACCACAACUGCGUGGGCAUUGCUUUAUCUAGCAGCUCAACCAUCUCUAUUUAAUGAGUUGCGUCAAGAACAGAUUGACGUGUUAGGAAGUUUAGAUGAAUCAUUAACUUUUGAUGGGAUUAAAAAACUUACACUUCAUGAUAAUGUUGUUAGAGAAACUCUUAGAUUGCGUCCCCCUAUUCUCACUAUUAUUAGAAAAGUUAUUAAAGAUUUACCUAUUCCUGGUACUCAAUAUGUCAUACCAAAAGAUUCUUUUAUUCAAGCUUUACCUACUAUUUCUCAACGUUCUGAAGAUUAUUUUGAAAAUGCUGAAACUUUUAAUCCUAAUAGGUGGAUCGAUUUCGAUCAACUUAAUAAGGAGAGAGAUGAUGAUUUGGUUGAUUAUGGUUUCGGUGUUUUACACUCCGCUAGCGCGAAAUCUCCUUUCCUUCCAUUUGGUGCCGGUCGACAUAGAUGUAUUGGCGAACCAUUUGCUUACUUACAAAUUAAAACUAUUCUUGCCGUAUUUGUUAGAAUGUAUGAUCUUGUUUUACAUGAAAACAAGUUUCCGGAAUGUGAUUUUACUACGAUGAUGUAA
This is a messenger RNA of Funneliformis caledonium, 1578 nucleotides long. Lineage: Eukaryota; Fungi; Glomeromycota; Glomeromycetes; Glomerales; Glomeraceae. The record is from the annotation of a GenBank genome assembly.